Molecule: messenger RNA, 1359 nt
Organism: Fonsecaea nubica
Lineage: Eukaryota; Fungi; Ascomycota; Eurotiomycetes; Chaetothyriales; Herpotrichiellaceae
Exons: 3
Coding region: 1-1359 (452 amino acids)
Source: RefSeq, a predicted model, not a curated record
AUGGCUCCUACUACCCGCAAGAAAGCUCAAGCUACCAACAACAACACCCAAACCAUGAACGUCGUGACUGUUGAAGCUGAUAUGCCGGCCGGAGGUGUCGCGAACCGCAAAUACAAGGACGACGACCCGUUUGAACGUGUCUUCGAUCCUCUUAUCGAUGUUCCAUCCUCUGAUCAUGACUCCGACCAUUCUGAUUAUGAGGCUGAUAAGAAGAAACGCAAGAGAAAGAGCGAUGGUGAUCGUAAUGGCAAAUCCAGGCGACGAUUCACUCGUCCUCGUCCUCCGCCCCGCCAUGCUCUCCAGGAUCUCUCAGAUGACGAAUUUGCCACGAACGACAAUGCAUCUGAGGAGGAAGAGGACGGUGGUCUCUGGGCUGUCGAACGUCGAGCUGGUGCGAACAAGACCGAUGAGGAGGAGAACAAACUCUCAAAGGCUCUGAGCGUUGAGGUUGUCGGUGAAGGUGGCGUCAAGACAGUUAUCAACCUCAACCUGGCUGAUCUCUUGAAGAAUUUGGGUGCUACUUCCUGGACUUUGUCUGCCGCACCACAAGCCAAACCUGCUGAUGUCACCACUGAGUCUUCCGAGGUCACCCCUGAGUUUCCCACGGUCACCGCAACGGUUCAGAAGAAGAAACCCGGCUUCCUUGACCUGCCCAUGGAGCUUCGCUUGAAGACAUACCGAUUGCUAUUCCGUGACGACAAAGCCAUCGAGUUCGAUCGCCGCGAUUUCUCACACUCUUCUCACUUUCUCCGCACUUGCAAAACUGUUCUCCGAGAAGGCAGAGAGGUCCUCUAUGGUGAGAACUCGUUCCACUUCUCCCGAGAGAUUGCUAUUCGCGGUCGAUACUACGAGAAGGCCUGGAAAGAGGUCGGUUACAAAGAUGUCAGACGAUUCCUUGAAGACAUUGGACCUGUCAACAUCUCUCACUUCAAAUACGUCUCAUUUGUGCUCACCGAUGGAGCGGACAAUCGUACCAGAACUUCCACCCAGAUUCCGGAACGCAAGUUUGUGCAUGACCCUCACCUGCAACAGAUCUUUCGUCUUAUUGGACGCAAUGUCACCUUGAAGACGCUCGCAAUCCAGUUCGCUGGCCGCGCCUGCGUUUCCUCCAACGACUUUCACUUCCUGAAAGCCCUUACCGAGAUCAAGUGCUACAACUUUGUCACCAUCUAUCGCUACAGAGGGCUGACCAACAAGUGCUUUGCUGAUCUCAAGGAAAAGAUGAAGCAGGUCAUGCGUGUGACCGAUGAGAAUGGAGAUGGUGUCGACCCGAUGGACUGUAAACAUAGGGUGAAGAUGGUGUAUGAGGGGUUCAUCCCAUCAUUUCCCGUACUGUUGCAUUACGUGUCUGACUGGUAA